CGGAUCACGCACACGCAGGAGGUGCAUAGUUUCUUCUAUCAACUAUUGUGCCUUUUAUCAUGGGUUUGGAGGAGUUUCGCUUUUAAUCAAGGACCGGAGGAAGUGCGAUCUAUAGAACUGGAUAUGUAAACAUUUUGUAAGCCUCUUGUCAGACUUUAUUUAAAGAAAAAAAAAAAAAACAAGAUGUUUUUACGGAUCAGAGCCACGAAACUCCGAAGAACAACAACCUCAUGACUAAAGAGCUAGACGGAGGAUUUCUUCAACUCAAGAUCGCCUCACACUAUUGCCCACCGCAGAUUUCAAUGAUUUAUUUUUAUUUUGAAAAUAUGAUUCACUUGAUCUCCAAGAGAAUAGCUAGAAUCAAGACUCAGUUUUUCUUUGUCUGUGCAUUAUUGCAUUGACAUGAUGAUCCCUAUAUGACUGCUAGCUAUAUCAAGUUCUUUUAUUAUCCCGUGCAAAGACAAACAUGUCAACACUCUAAAACUAUUUACUUAAUAGACAAGAGAUUGAACAAUGGGAAUGCAAUAAGAAUUGCAUUGUUUUACGUCUGAUUAGACAAUAAUUGAAAGAAAUCCUUUGUCAACCAACCAGAGAGAAGCGCGUGUGAGAUCUGACUAUGUCCUUCUUCAAUUUCCGAAAAAUCUUUAAAUUGGGCGCAGAGAAGAAGAAAAAACAAUAUGAGCACGUGCACAGGGACAUAAAUCCGGAGGAAAUAUGGGAGAUUGUGGGAGAACUGGGGGAUGGAGCCUUUGGAAAGGUUUUCAAGGCUCAGAACAAGCAGACAGGCAUUUUUGCUGCUGCAAAAGUAAUUGACACCAAAACUGAAGAUGAGCUGGAGGACUACAUGGUGGAGAUCGACAUCUUGGCGUCAUGUGAUCAUCACAAUAUCGUCAAGCUGCUCGACGCAUUUUACUAUGAGACCAAACUGUGGAUCCUGAUCGAGUUCUGCGCCGGCGGGGCCGUCGAUGCGGUCAUGCUCGAGUUGGAAAGGCCUCUGACGGAGCCACAGAUCAGGGUGGUUUGUAAACAGACUCUGGAUGCUCUACUGUAUCUGCAUGAAAACAAGGUCAUCCACCGAGACCUGAAGGCUGGAAACAUCCUGCUCACACUGGACGGAGACGUCAAACUGGCGGACUUUGGAGUGUCUGCCAAGAACACAAAGACGAUCCAGCGAAGAGACUCUUUCAUUGGAACCCCUUACUGGAUGGCUCCAGAGGUUGUGAUGUGCGAGACGUCUAAGGACAGGCCGUAUGACUAUAAGGCCGAUAUUUGGUCUCUAGGAGUCACUCUGAUCGAGCUGGCGCAGAUCGAACCGCCCAACCACGAGAUGAACCCGAUGAGAGUUCUGCUCAAGAUCGCCAAAGCUGACCCUCCUACUCUCCAGCAGCCUUCAAAAUGGUCUCCCGAGUUCAGUGACUUCCUGAAACACGCACUGGAUAAGAACGUGGACAACAGGUGGAACACAGCACAACUUCUUCAGCACCCGUUUGUGAGUAGUGUAACUGACAGCCGACCCCUGCGGGAGCUCAUCGCUGAGGCCAAGGCGGAGGUCUUAGAGGAGGUAGAGGAACUGAAGGAGGAAGAAGAGGAAGAAGAUCAUGAAGGAAACCUGCUUCGUGGACACAAGCGUGCACCAUCUGACGCUAGCGUCGGCAGCUCUGAAGACGAGAAGCUUCCCCAGUCGCCAUCCACCUUGGAGUCUGUUCCUGAAAAGAUCGAGGACGUCGCUACCCCUAAGCUACCAGAUGAGAAUCUUACAGCUGGAAAAAAGAAGGAAGAAGAACCUCUGAAGGUGGAUGAGAAUCCCAUCCCGGAUGUAACAGUGCCUGGAUCCAAGGAACAAGCGGUGGAAGAGUCUCAAGAACCUAAAGCUGAAGAAAAGGCUGUAGAAGCAGAGGUUGUUUUACCAGAGACUCCUACUGACACGAUAGUCCAGAGGGUGGAGGAACCAGCCAAACCUGAUGGAGAGAAACUGGAGGAGAAAAAGGAGGUGGUGGGCAACGGUGAGCUCAUAAAGGAAGUGCCUGUUUCAGACAUGGCUUCAAUGGAGACUCCAGCUGAGCCCACUAAACAAGCUGAGCCAGUGAAAGAAUUAGAGAAGGCUGAGGAAAAGGAGAAACCUCCAAUGGUGGAGAAAGAAAGCCCGGUGAAGCCUAGGUAUGUGAAGAAGCAAGACUCUGACUCAGGAAUAAGUUCGACAGCUGACAGCAGCAGCAUAGACCUGAACUUAUCCAUCUCCAGCUUUAUUAGCAAGUCCAAGGAGCCAGGAACCAUCUCUCAACAGGACAACAAGAGGCAGAAAAAAACUCUGAAAAAGACUCGCAAGUUCAUUGUGGAUGGUGUGGAAGUCAGCGUGACGACAUCAAAGAUCAUCACAGACAAUGACACCAAAAGCGAGGAGAUGCGAUUCCUCCGGCGUCAGGAGCUGAGGGAACUGAGACUUCUGCAGAAAGAGGAGCAGAGAGCCCAAACUCAGCUCAGCAACAAACUCCAGCAGCAGCGGGAGCAGAUCUACAGACGCUUCGAACAGGAAGUCACGAGUAAGAAGCGUCAGUAUGAUACGGAGGUGGAGAAUAUGGAAAGGCAGCAGAAACAGACCAUCGAGCGCCUGGAGCAGGAACACACCGAUCGACUCAGAGACGAAGCCAAACGCAUUAAAGCUGAGCAGGACAAAGAGCUCUCCAAAUUUCAGAGCACGCUCAAGAACCGCAAGAAAGAGGAGCAGGAGUUUCUUCAGAAGCAGCAGCAGGAUCUGGACAGUGCUCUGAAGAAGAUCAUUCAGCAACACAAACAUGAGCUGGCCACGAUCGAGAGAGACUGCCUCAACAACAAGCAGCAGCUCCUGAGAGCCAGAGAAGCCGCCAUGUGGGAGCUGGAAGAGCGCCACCUACAGGAGAAACACCAGCUGCACAAGCAGCAGCUGAAAGACCAAUACUUCAUGCAAAGACACCAGCUGCUCAAAAGACACGAGAAGGAAAUGGAGCAGAUGCACAGGUAUAACCAGCGUCUGAUGGAGGAGAUGAAGAACAAACAGACUCAAGAAAGAACCAGACUGCCUAAGAUCCAGCGCAGUGAUGCUAAGACCCGCAUGGCCAUGUUCAAGAAGAGCCUGCGCAUCACUACCACAGGGGUCACGCCGGAACUGGAACGUGAGAGGGUUAAACAGUUUGGAGCACAGGAGGAGAAGAGACAAAAGAACGAGCGUCUCCAUCAACUCCAGAAACAUGAGAAUCAGAUGAGAGACCUGCAGACGCAGUGCGACGCCAACGCCAGAGAACUCCAGCAGCUGCAGAAUGAGAAGUGUCAUCUGUUGAUCGAGCAUGAGACUCAGAAGCUGAAGGAGCUGGACGAGGAGCACAGCGCAGAGCUCAAGGACUGGAGAGAGAAACUCAGACCCCGCAAGAAGGCCCUGGAAGAUGAGUUUGCCCGUAAGCUACAAGAGCAGGAAGUGUUCUUCAAAAUGACCGGGGAGUCUGCAUGCCUUAACCCCUCCACCCAGAGCCGAAUCUCGAAGUUCUACCCCGUCCCGAGCGUCCACUCCACUGGGUUUUAAAGCACAGAGAUGCUGAAUGAACUGCUAUGACUGAACCUCUGCUGCCUCCGUCCCUCUGAUCGCUGAUCGUCAGUCAGAACGGAGGGCCGGAUUCAUCUAGUAAGCUACAGGCUUUUUUAGUUUUAUUUAAGCUUUAAAUGUGGAUUUUCUGUGUGGUUGGUUUUCCAAAACAUUUCAGUGAUGGUUUAUGAAAUAUAAUGUGAUUUAAUUGUAUACGCCACUUAAUGAAUCUUUUUUUCAUUAAGGGGGAGGGGUCUCAAAGGAUUAAUCCUGGUUUACUGUGGUAUUUUUAUGACUAUAUUUGCAAACAUCGAAUGACUGUUCAACUUUGGGCUGAUUUGCUUGAGUAAAGAGUCCAUGCUUGAUGUCAGUGGUUAUGAGAACCAAACGAAUGAUUUAAAUAUCAAAAAAUCAGUCAGAAUAAAGCCAUUGAUUUUGCCAAGCGACAUUUUUUUUACCAUUCUAAUGAAGUUUAAUCGCACAUUAUUUAGGACAUAAUGUUAAAAAUUAUUCAUGAUUUCUUGGUUAUUUCCUGUAUGUAUUACAGGAUAUAAAUAUAUUUAAAUUUCCAUCAUCUCGCAUCACUUUAUGUGAGCUUUGUUUAUUAUCAUAAAAUGGAUUUAUACUUUAAGUAGCAGCCAUAGUCAUUUCUUUGAAGCAUUUUAGCAUAUCAACCACACUGUGUGCAAAUAUUCUGACAUCACUGUGGAAAGAAGUGCAUUUGCACUUGCUCUGCUAUGCAAUGUGAACAUGUAGCUGCAUUAAUCAUCUCAACUUUACAAUUCAUCGACAAACUUUAAAGCAAAACACCUCAAUUUCAUAUUGUCAAUACUGUGUAUUCUCCAAAAAAUGCCAAUUUUUUUCCCCGAUUACAUGCUUAUCUGGAGAUUCAUCCAGACGUCUCUACACUACAUUUGUGUACUUUUCAGUAAAACUGUAUAGAGGAUGAUGUUUUAUCCAAUUUAAUUUAAUUAGACAUGUUGUUUUUUUAGCAUUUUGUAGUAAAAGAUUUUUUCUUGAUCUAAGUUCACUUUCAACAUGCAGUUCUAAAUGUGUUUACUGCAUUUACAUUUGUGGUGUAGUUUGUAAAAACCGCACAAAACGACUGUGAAAUGUGUGGGGUGGAAGACAGAAAACAUGAAGUUCUUGUCAUUGAUAAAUCCUGAGAGCAAUGUUCAUGUUUUACUGUAAAGAGAGUGCUGUGCGCCUUCUGAUACAGGAUUCCUGGAGGGAAUUGUACACAUUUUCUUUCACAAAAUAACAGUUGUAAGAUGUAUUGUGUUUGUGUCAAAUAUCAAAUCAUUGUGAUUAUAGGAAGCUACUGUAAUUAAAGCAUGUGUGGUGAAUCGUU
This is a messenger RNA of Pimephales promelas (fathead minnow), 4904 nucleotides long. RefSeq names its product STE20-like kinase b (gene slkb). Lineage: Eukaryota; Metazoa; Chordata; Actinopteri; Cypriniformes; Leuciscidae. The record is from RefSeq and is a predicted model, not a curated record. Gene Ontology annotation, biological process: protein phosphorylation. Gene Ontology annotation, molecular function: ATP binding; protein serine/threonine kinase activity.